This is a messenger RNA of Thamnophis sirtalis, 2016 nucleotides long. The record is from RefSeq and is a predicted model, not a curated record. NCBI's taxonomy places the organism in Eukaryota, Metazoa, Chordata, Lepidosauria, Squamata, Natricidae.
GUUUUCGUCUGAAUGCUUCCUCUUGGCCUAUGUUUCUUCUGAAGACUCUGAACGGAGCAGAAAUGGCUCCCAUUCGGAUUUUCCAUAAGGAGCCACCAUCUCCAUCCCAGAAUUUCUUUAAGAUGGGGAUGAAACUUGAGGCUGUAGACAGGAAGAACCCACAUUUCAUCUGCCCAGCCACUAUUGGUGAGGUACGGGGUUCUGAAGUCCUUAUCACUUUUGAUGGCUGGAGGGGAGCCUUUGAUUACUGGUGCCGCUAUGAUUCUCGUGACAUCUUUCCCGUUGGCUGGUGCUCAUUGACUGGUGACAAUUUACAGCCCCCUGGAACAAAAGUUGUCAUUCCAAAGACCCCGUUCCCUACCCCCGACGUGAUCUCCGAAAAAAGCACCAUGCACAACACCGCAAGGAGCAUCCUGGAACAUCUGCCUGGACAAAAAGGCCGAAAACCUGGUCGUAAAAGAGGCCGGACACCCAAGGUGCUGACCAGCCACCCCAACCCCAACCCUUCCAAGGCAGUGGAGCCUUUAAAAUUCCCCAAAAAGAGGGGGCCAAAGCCCGGUGGGAAGAGAAAGCAGCGGAUGUUACUAAACCCAGCACCCACUUCCCCGACAACGAGCACUCCUGAGCCUGACACAAGUACGGUACCACAAGAUGCAGCUACUAUUCCCAGUUCUGCUAUGCAGGCCCCUACAGUUUGCAUCUACUUGAAUAAAAACGGUAGCCCCGGGCCUCACCUGGACAAAAAGAAAAUCCAGCAAUUGCCUGACCAUUUUGGUCCCGCUCGAGCAUCCAUAGUCCUGCAGCAAGCAGUCCAAGCUUGCAUUGACUGUGCUUACCACCAGAAGACUGUCUUCUCAUUCCUUAAACAAGGCCAUGGAGGAGAGGUUAUUUCAGCUGUGUUUGAUCAUGAGCAGCACACUCUAAACUUACCAGCGGUGAAUAGCAUCACUUACGUCCUCCGUUUCCUUGAGAAGCUUUGUCACAACCUGCGUAGUGACAACCUCUUUGGGAACCAGCCCUUCACUCAGCACCACAUGCAUCAUUCCAGAGACUACGACCAUGACAAAUACCUACCAGGAGAUUGACGGCAAGGCCUUGCUCCUGUUGCGUAGUGACAUGAUGAUGAAGUACAUGGGCUUGAAACUGGGGCCAGCGCUGAAACUCACCUACCACAUUGACAAGUUGAAACAGGGCAAGUUCUGAAAAAACAAAAAGACCCUUCCUGGCACAAUCAUUGGCCCUCUCAGCUCUCCACGUAAGGCACGUAAAAAUACGUGUCUCCCUUCUGCAGCCACCGCGUCCACGGAAUCCACCGGGACACCGUUCUUAGCCAGCAGGAGAAAGGCGACUUCCUGCAGGAGGAAGGUCCUAGGCAUCCCGAAUCAUCGUAUGAAGCUCCAUGUGGACUCUCGACGUAAGGGAGAAGUUUCCUCAGCUCUCCGCUGGUGGCCUCUGGGGACCGUAUCUGACAGGGGCGAGGAUGCCUCCGGUGGGUGGAGCUGUGGCCCUUGCAUUCGGCUCGGCCCGUCUCUUUUAAUCACAGCCUCUUCUUUCACUGCUCUCUCCGAGAAGCCUCUCCGUGCAACAGGAGGACGACGAUGGUGUCAAGAGGUCACUUUUCUGUGCCCUGCAGAAGAAACUGAUGAGAAGAAGCCACCUGAGGAGGACAUGGGGCUGCUGCACUCCAGAUGAUGCACUCCCUUGGGUGCAGGGGUGGGGUGGGAGUUUUGGCAGGAGCCCUAACCAGCAAGCUGUACUCUCUGCCUGCAGAUCUCACUUCCUUCUUCUCACUUGGUGCUGUUAAUCUCUUCCUGUACUGAGGACUCAAGCUGUUCCCCCCCACACACACACACACUGCUGGCUGAUGGGCAGACAAUUCUUUAUAUUUAUUUUGACGCAACAUUUAUGUUGUUUACCAUUCAUUCCAGCACUACAGGUGAGCCCGGAGGAUGGGAGGCGUGUGGUCCUAUACUGAAGUGGCAUAGGGCAUGACAACUAAGCAACACACACACACAC